CUCCAUCGUGUCGCUCUCCCCUCACCUCCCGCCCUGCGUGUGCUCAGCUCCGCCCCCGCCCCCGCUCCCCGCCCCUCUCUUCCCCGCUCUCCCCGUCAGCGCCAUGUGUGCCGAGCCCAUCUAUCCGGAGGUUGUCCUCUCCAGCGCACCUGGCAAGGUGAUCCUCAGUGGCGAGCAUGCGGUGGUCCACUUCAAGACGGCGAUUGCCGUGUCGGUCGACCUGCGCACCUUCGUGUCCAUUCAUGUUGAGCCCUUCGCGGGCCUCGGUGAGGCAACCAUUGCCCUGGAUAUGCCAGAUGUCCGGCUGGAUUCGGCCCUGCUGUCCUGUGCCAAGAUCGCUGCCCUGGGGCCUGGCUUGCCGUCUGACGCCGAGGCGGCCUGCUCGCCGCUCGAGAUGACCGAUCAUACGCGCGAGGCCUUUGACGCCGCGUCAAAGGCCUUCGUCGAGAACCCGGCCUCAUUGAGCCUGGCUUCAGUGGACGCCAAGCAGUCGUCCACUCCCCUGCCACAAUCGGCCCUGGCUCUGACCGGCUUCCUUUUCCUCGUGCGGCACCUGUUGGUCGAUAAGCUGACCGAGCUGGGCCUCCUGGCCAAUGUGUCCGUCCACUCGACCCUGCCCAUCGGGGCCGGCCUCGGGUCAUCGGCCUCCUACGCCACGGCUCUCUCGGCGGCCCUGCUCAAGUGGCGCGUGCUGCUGGCGGCCCCGGACACCCCGGCCAAAUGGUUCCACUCGGCGGCCUUCCGGGAUCUGGUGAACCAGUGGUCCUUCCGAGCGGAGCAGCUCAUCCAUGGGACCCCGUCCGGGGUGGACAACUUCGUGUCGACCUUCGGCGGGACGGUGGCCUUCCGUCGCGGCGAGGCCCCGGUGUCGAUGCCCCCGCUGCCGGCCUUCCUGCGGUUCAUUGUCACCAACACCCGGGUGCCGCGCAGCACGCGUGCCUUGGUGGAGAAGGUGGCCUCGAACUUGGCGGAAUUCCCGACCGUCGUGGGCCCGGUGCUGGACGCCAUCCAGGGCAUCAGCGAUGCGUAUGUGGAGCUCCUGGCGCCGCUGGGCCCGACCGGCGGGGCUGACCUGGACCAUCCGGCCAUGUGUGCCUUCCUGGCCAAGUUCGCCAAGCUGAUGACCAUCAACAAUCACCUCCUGUCAUCGGUCGGAGUGGGGCAUGCCUCCAUCGACCGGGUGGCUGACAUCGCCGGCAGUCUGGGCCAAUGUGCUACCAAGCUCACUGGUGCCGGGGGCGGUGGGUGCGUCAUCAGCCUGGUCCCGGAGCCGGUGGCCCCCGAUACCCAGGCCCAGGUGGCGGCCGUGGUUGACGCCGUGUCGACCGGCUUGCGUGAGGCCGGCUUCGCGCCCUUCGAGACGCGCCUCGGUGGCCCGGGGGUUCUCUUCUACGACCUGGCUGAUGAUCUGCCCGGCGCCGGGCCGGAGGAUGAUCCCCAUGCCCUGCGCAGUGCCAUGCAUGCGGCGUGCUCAGAUCACAAGUUCUGGGUGGAGAUCGAGUAGGCCUCUGCACCUGGCACCUGGUUUCGGUGGGGGUCUUGACGUUUCAAUGUGCCUGUCGGCAAAAUAUAUCUUUUGCGCGUGCGCGCACACAUUUAUUGCCCAUACACACACACACACAUACACACA
Fonticula alba is the source of this 1630-nucleotide messenger RNA. Its product is annotated as mevalonate kinase. Bases 104 to 1504 code for a protein of 466 amino acids. Gene Ontology annotation, molecular function: mevalonate kinase activity; ATP binding. Gene Ontology annotation, biological process: cholesterol biosynthetic process; isoprenoid biosynthetic process. Lineage: Eukaryota; Rotosphaerida; Fonticulaceae. The transcript has 3 exons. Gene Ontology annotation, cellular component: cytoplasm. The record is from RefSeq and is a predicted model, not a curated record.